Molecule: messenger RNA, 3571 nt
Organism: Durio zibethinus
Lineage: Eukaryota; Viridiplantae; Streptophyta; Magnoliopsida; Malvales; Malvaceae
Source: RefSeq, a predicted model, not a curated record
UCAAGAUGCAUUCAAUUUGAUGGAAAAAGAUUAUAAAUCCCAAGUUUCUGAAUCAAACGAAGUUUAAGAUUUCCUGCUGGAAAUAUUGUCAGAUCAAAUGUCUGAACCAAAACAACAUCCAACAGACUCUCUCUCAGACGAAGACGUUAAAGCACCUAAUAUAAGUGAGAGAGCAAAGGAAGAGGUUGAGGCAAUAAUCCACAGUGAUAAAACACCACACCAUCACAAAGAAACACAUGGAAGGAGCGGCGAUAUCGAUGAGGACACCCCUAUAGAUGAUGUUAAAGGCCCUAAUGUGUUUGAAAGAGUGAAGGAAGAAGUGGAAGCCAUUGUUGGAGUAGUUCAUCCUAAGAAAGAAUCUAAAGGAUCAUGAGUCAUCUUUAAGAGGUGGGUUGAGAAUUCUAUCAUGAGAAAGAUAUUGAAAGUUUGUGUUCAAUGGGGACCGGUCGUAGAAGUUAAAUGCAUACUUUUAUGAUGUUCAAUUGCUUUAAUUUGUUUACUCAACUGAGAUGAUAUGAAAUAUUGAAAUGUAGUUCUUGUUUGCAUUCUAAAAUUGAUUCUUGUGUUUGACAGGUAACUUGUCUUUUUCCAAUUUUUUUGCUCCUCUCCCUUCCCAUAAAUCUAGAGUUCUUUAUCUCGAUGAUGCCCAGUUGUUCUUUGACUAAGUCCAUGUGACACAAUUUCCUUAUAGUAAUCAUCAGCAUCUAACUUAUUAACUGUGUAAAAGAUUGUAAAUGAUGAAGUUGAAACAUAAACAGAUGUCUCAAACUUCCCAAGUUAAUUCGGGCAUGAACUUGUAAAGUGACAUAAUAGGAUCUUAUUUUACCUGUGUAAAACACUAAAUCAUAAGAACUCAUAAUUUAGUUCAGUUUGUUUAUGCAAUUUUCCUUUACCUUAUAAAGUGGCAUCUAAUGGGUCUGGGAUUCAAAUCUUGGUACCUGUAACCUUUUUCCUUUUAGGCUGCAUGCUCCUUUGUAAAAAAACACUAAAUCAUAACAGUGUAGCAAUCGUUGUGCUAGACUUUUUAACAAAAUGCAUAUGUUACUCACGUAUGGAAGAUUGGAAAUAAAAGAAGGGUGGAUGUGAUAGCCUCUUUUUUCUGCUUCAGUUAGAUGAGGCAUAUUAGUUCAAGUUAUGGUUACUAACCCUUGCUUGUACAUGUCAUAAACUGGGAACUCCAUUUUCCUAUUCAAUUUGCACUGCAUUUACAACUCGAAAUCUUUCAGAUUCCAUAAACCCAAGCUUACUGAUCUUUGAUUAUUGAGCCAAUCCUUUGGUUAUUAUUGCAUGUUCAUACACAUGAGAACUUUUGUUAUAAUCUUGUAAUUGUAGUAACAUUUAGAUAAAAUGUUUCAUAGUUAUGUGCAUUUAGUUCUGAUAUUGUUUUCAUUUUUAUGGUUGAAUUCAUUUCCGCCGAAAACUUAAAUGGCAUAGAUUCGGCUUUGAAAUGCUCCAGUUAAGAAAUAAGGGAAUAUCACCGGAAUAUACAUGAAAAAUAUAUCUGUCAUCUUUUGUUUCAUUGAUGGAUUUGUAGAACACCAGUAAUUGUUAAGUGUCCAAAAGUUUAGCAAUUUUAGAACCGGAAACAAAAUUCAGUUAAUAGUACAAACUGAUUUAGGACAUCUUCUGCAUUUUUCAACUCAGUCAUGAGCAGGUCCGCCAGAUUUUAGUAUCACCUUUUACUUUCCUGAUACAGCAAACAACUUGAAGUUGAUUUCUCGGAAGUAAAGGCAGUCUGGUAUAUGUAUGCAUGGCUAUAGGGGAAGUUUGCAAAUUUUUGGUCAAAUAGGAUUUGAAACACCAAUAUUAGUUCUUCUAUUCAUGAGAUCAUAGCCAUAAAACAUUAUCAGAUGUUUCAUUAAGAAUAUAAUGAUUUCACUUAAAAGAAAGUAUAAAUUCUAUAAUUUUGAAGAACCCUUUAUUGGGCGGAUAUGAGACCUUUUUGCACUGUCAAUCUACUCUGUUAAACUAGACUGGCACUAGACUAGACACUGCUUGUGGUAAAGCUCAGAUUUGGAAACACUCAACAAGAACAGUAAAUAAAACGUCAAGAGCUUUUAAAUUAUGAGAUGAACUGAGCAAUCAACACAAAAAUGAUUCAGCUCAGCCUUUCAUCUCAGUAAUGUCAGGUCAGUUGCACCUAUGGGUGAAAUGCUAUAGACUGUAGAAAUAGAAUGCUUCUUUUUUAGAUAUUUGGAAAAUGGAGAGAAUGAUGACUGAUCUCAAAGCACUUUUAAUCUUUAUUUCUACUCAGUUCGCUUCGAAGUCUGCAAAUGAAAGAUUACCAUUAGAAACUGCUGAGCUAAGUUAAAGUUGUCUUACAUGCUUUUUGGUGUGUUUGGUGAAAAUGAAUGAUAGUAAAAGAUUACUCUGAGCUCUGAGCAUGGUUUUUUUUUUAAAACAACAAUAGUAAAGUUUUCCUCACCAUAAUUCAAAUUGUGAUGGCGUUUUGCAUUGACAAAGUGGUGUUUAAUGCUAAAGAGCGGAGACCUGUCUUUAUACUCCAGUGAUAAUUGAGAAAUCAGCUGUGCUCACUCUCACUUUUUUAUUUAUAGAAAAAAAGAUACUGACUGGGCGUAGUACAGUACAUUGAAAGAUCAUGUCCCUGUAGUCAGACACAAAUCCAUAGAAAAAACAUUUGUAAGUGUUUGCCAGUGCCAACUUUCGUUGAUGAUAAUUGACUUUCUUUUGAAAGUCCCCGACUCCCAGCCUUUCACUGUUGGAAAAUUUUCCCCCAAGCUCAUAGAAAUAAGCCUGCAGCUGAGCCUACUGCCCUGACUAUCAGCUAAAGAGUUUAGAAAUGUUCACAGAGUGGUGCAAUCAAGAUUUCCUCAUUUCGAGCUUUGCCUCCCUGGCUCAGUUUCACAGCUAUCACCUCAAAGCUUAAGAUUCAGAUAUAACGUUGAAUGAAUGGCAUCGCCCUUUAAGAUAAUUGCAUGAUUACUGGGUAGCACCUGGUGUUUUUAUCACCGGUAGAAGAAAAUGGAAAACUUAUUAAUGAAUCUAAGAAAGAAUCAGGGACCACAAAAUUUCUUAAUUGCCAUUUGGCUGAUUUUCCAAACGGACGAUCAAGAUUUGAUCAAGGGUACAUUAGCCUGUGUGCUCCCCACUAACCAACCUAUGAAAAGUUGACCAGUAGUAGUAGUUUUUUUAACAAACGCAUUUAAAAUUGCUGCAGUUCUGAAUGUCUCAGACAUUGAUGCUUUUCUUCACAUAAUGGGACUCUGCCACUGGAUUUUCCAACCCUUAUUAGGAAUGAAACUAUCAGAGGUAAAAAGGCACUGCAGUCUAGGCAAAAGCCAAGAUUUCUUCUGAUUUAUAGGCCUCUUAGACCCAAAAGAGGCUAUACGGGGCUAAUGCACCACCUCAAAGACUACCAUAUUAGUAGAUUGAUUUGAAGGGAUUGGAGAGAAAAGGUUAGCUUGUGAGGGCAAGCAAGACUACGAGAGGUCAAGUGGCUAGAAGGGGAAAGAGAGAGAAACGGAUCAAUCAAAAGGCUUUCUUGAAGUUGAGUUGUCAAAUGUUGAUUAGAGUUGAUAAAGUUUGAAUACUUCGAUUAGAAAGUCUGGGU